AUGGCGCCAAAGGUCCUCGUCGUCCUCACAUCGCACGAUAAGCUGGGGAAUACAGGGAAACCAACAGGAUGGUAUCUUCCUGAAUUCUCGCACCCCUACGAAGUGCUCGCACCACAUGUGAAAAUUACAGUCGCAUCUCCCGCCGGUGGUGAGGCGCCACUUGACCCUGCAUCCGUCGAGGCUUUCAAGAAUGACCCGAUAAGCACUAAAUUCCUCAAGGAGAAAGAGGAGCUGUGGAAGAAGACUGAGAAAUUAGAGAGCUUUCUGGGGAAGGCGGGGCAGUUUGAUGCGAUUUUCUUUGUUGGGGGGCAUGGCCCAAUGUUCGACCUCGCCCAGGAUCCUACAGCCUCAAAAUUAAUAAACGAAUUCUACGCCCACAAUAGGAUUAUCGCGGCCGUAUGCCACGGGCCAGUAGCUCUAUCACAUGUCAAACUUCCUUCGGGCGGCUAUCUCAUCGACGGACAACGCGUAACCGGUUUCUCCAACGAGGAAGAAGAUGCUGUGGGUUUGACGUCCGCGGUGCCGUUCAGCCUCGAGGACAAGCUGCGAGAGGCGAGCGGUGGUAAUUAUGUCAAGGCCGAUAAGGCGUGGGGCGAGAAGGUCGUCGUUGCGAGGGGAGGUAGGCUGAUCACCGGCCAAAACCCGGCAUCUGCUACUGGUGUUGGAAAAGCGAUUUAUGAUGCUAUUUUUGGGGAGUUGACUACUGCUGACGAGAAAUGA
Venustampulla echinocandica is the source of this 720-nucleotide messenger RNA. RefSeq lists its product as uncharacterized. The record is from RefSeq and is a predicted model, not a curated record. The coding region runs from base 1 to 720 and encodes 239 amino acids. Lineage: Eukaryota; Fungi; Ascomycota; Leotiomycetes; Helotiales; Pleuroascaceae. Gene Ontology annotation, molecular function: glyoxalase III activity. The transcript is spliced from 3 exons.